Messenger RNA from Ectocarpus siliculosus, 681 nucleotides. The record is from the annotation of a GenBank genome assembly. NCBI's taxonomy places the organism in Eukaryota, Phaeophyceae, Ectocarpales, Ectocarpaceae.
AUGCGGCGCCCCAAGGUGUGGACCUGCCUGGCUUUCGCCCUCGCUGUGGUCGUGGCCGCUAAAGGUAGUGACGGUAGCGCCGAGGAGCAACCAGAAGAUGACUCGGCGGGCGCAGACUGCGGUUGCUCUGCGGGACUCAGUCGAGACUCGCCUGGGGGUGGCGAGGUCAGCUCUGGCAGCAGUUCCUCCGCACGUGACGCCGAGACAGCCACGGCAGAGCCAGCGGCAGAGGAGGAAGAAGGACCAGACGGGGCGGCGUGCGAUCCCGGAACGGAAGCAGAGGCGGCGGGGGAAGACGCGGCGGGAGGAGGCAUGGUGUUGGUCGAGGAAGGGGACUUUCGUUUUGGCACGGACAGGCCCUUCAUCAUUCCGGACGGAGAAGGCCCUGGGCGCCUUACUAGUCUCCCAAGCUUCUACAUCGACAGGUUCAUGGUGACGAACGAAAGGUUCGGUGAGUUCGUCGGCAACACGUCUUACAAGACCGACAGCGAGAAGUACGGCUGGUCCUUCGUGUUCUUGCCCAUGCUGUCCAUGCGGCAGCAGCGCGAGAUUCAGCAGGCGGUGGCGGGCAUGGAGUGGUGGCUUCCCGUCGAGGGAGCGUACUGGCGGCGACCAGAAGGCCCAACGACCGACGUAUUCCGAGACGGAAGGGGGAACCAUCCCGCGACUCAUGCUGACUGA